AUACUUCUUCGUUCCAAACGCCCCAAAUCAAAACCCUCCGCCGCACACCGUCUCUCUCUCUCUCGUCCACUGUCUCUCUCCCCCUCUCCCUCUCCCUCUCUCUGGCACACCGUCCCGCGUCCACCGUCUCUCUCUGUUCAAAGUAGGAGAGGGGAAGGUCAAAGUGCAACAUCGCUAUUUGCCAUCAUUCAUCCGCAGUUCGGUAGAAUAGAUGGCAUUGAGAGGUGCUUGGCAACUUCAGAAGCUAAUUGUGAGCUAUUGUGAUUGGGGAGGAAGUAGCAGGGGUAUCAGGGCAUUUAUGGAAUCCAACUUGCCGGCGUUUAAGGAGAACAAUCCUCAGCUAGAAGUUGUCACUGAGCUCAUCCGUGGUCAACAUCCUCAUUUGAAGGGCCUUUACAAAAACAAGAACCAGCGGGUGGUAUGUGUGAAGAAUUUAACACAAGAUGAUGUACUGCUACAUGCAACCAGGCUCAGGAACGCAUUGGGCAGAAAAGUGGUGAAGCUAAAGACGAGACAUGUCACAAAGCACCCUAGUGUGCAAGGUACUUGGACAACCGACUUGAAGUUUGAGGCUUAGAAAAAUCUUCAUUAGGAGCUUAUUUCGUACUCUUUCAAAAGCAUCUGUUGUUUACGCUCCUUUUGGUAAUCCUCUACUAGUCUUUCAGUAUAUUUCUCGAAAAGUGAGAUCAAACCAUGAGUCUCCGAAGACUGGUACAAACUCUUUUGUAACAUCUUUGUUUUCUGUUAUUUGGUUUCUUCAAAAAAAUUGGAAUCUAGAAGACAUCAGACUACUGCAUUAUUUCUCAAGUCCAGGUGGUAUUUUAAGAAGCAAGAAAGAAUCAUGUCACUUGUUCAUUUCCUCCCCUCCGCCAUCUGACCACCACCUUAGGCUACCCCACCCUCCAGUUAUCUGGUUACCUCCUCUGGCCUCUAUUCCCCUAAUGCCGCCCAUCCUCCAGGCUCCAACCAUCUUCCCUCCACCGGGGUUGUCUGAAAAUAUGUGAUUGCACUAAACAUGUUUUUGUUCUUAAACUUUUUACAGAACUCACUCACUAUGCCAUGUAGCUUGCUUGUCGAAUUUGUAAGUGUUCACUGAGCUGAAUGCAGAGUAUAUAAUGCAAUACUAAGUAAGCGUUGCGAAAAUGGAUUUAUCUCACAUGUUGUGUUGUACUCUGAUAAAAAAGGAAAAGGAAAAGAAAAAAGA
Messenger RNA from Rhododendron vialii, 1204 nucleotides. RefSeq names its product large ribosomal subunit protein mL43-like. Gene Ontology annotation, biological process: mitochondrial translation. Gene Ontology annotation, molecular function: structural constituent of ribosome. NCBI's taxonomy places the organism in Eukaryota, Viridiplantae, Streptophyta, Magnoliopsida, Ericales, Ericaceae. Gene Ontology annotation, cellular component: mitochondrial large ribosomal subunit. The record is from RefSeq and is a predicted model, not a curated record. The transcript is spliced from 4 exons. The coding region runs from base 212 to 577 and encodes 121 amino acids.